Aphanomyces invadans is the source of this 2277-nucleotide messenger RNA. RefSeq lists its product as hypothetical. The record is from RefSeq and is a predicted model, not a curated record. NCBI's taxonomy places the organism in Eukaryota, Oomycota, Saprolegniomycetes, Saprolegniales, Verrucalvaceae. Gene Ontology annotation, biological process: carnitine metabolic process. Bases 536 to 2086 code for a protein of 516 amino acids. The transcript has 9 exons. Gene Ontology annotation, cellular component: mitochondrion. Gene Ontology annotation, molecular function: carnitine O-acetyltransferase activity.
UUUCGACGACCAAACGAGGAGAUCGCAAUUCACCCUCGGCCCGCGAUGGCCAAGACGUUCGACGCUCAAGCUUCGCUCCCCAAGCUCCCGAUCCCAGAGCUUGCCGACAGUCUUAAGUACUAUGCGCGAUCGGUCAGUGUCCUCCAGACGCCCGAGCAACACGCGGCUACCCUCGAGAAAAUCGAGUCGUUCCUCGCGCACGACGGAGCGGCGCUCCAGGAAAAGCUCAUCGAGUACGCCAAGGACAAGAACAGCUUCAUCGAAGACUUUUGGUAUGAAGCGUACUUUAACUACAAGGCGUCCGUCGUCCUCAACGUGAAUCCGUUCUUCGUUCUCGAAGACGACCCGACGCCGACGCGAGCCAACCAGAUCAGCCGCGCGACGUCGCUCAUCGUCAGCAGUCUUAAGUUUAUUCAUGCUCUUCGCACGGAAACGAUGAAGCCAGACGUAUGGCGCACGACACCGCUGUGUAUGAACCAGUUCCGCAUGCUCUUUGCCACAGCGCGAUAUCCCACCGAGACCAACGACGGCGUGCAUGUCGCUCCCAACUCCAAGCAUAUUGUUGUCGUGUGCCGGUACGUGCGGCGGCUGUCGCGACUUGGACGAACAACCCUCGACUGUGUGGCGUAGCAAUCAGUUCUACUGGUUUGACGUGAUGUGGGACGACGGGACGGCCGCCAUCACGGAGCGUGAAAUCAUGGACAACCUGCGCCGCAUCGUGGAAGAUGCGAACUCGUUCCCUGCUGCGGCUGUGUCGUCGUCGGCCGUUGGAGUGCUGACAACCGAACACCGCGUGAUCUGGGCGAAGCUGCGCAAAGUUCUCCAACAAGACAACGCCGACACCCUGGCCAUGAUCGAUCAGGCGCUGUUCUUGGUGUGCUUAGACCACACGUCGCCCCCCACGGCGUCCGACUUUGCGUCGACCGCGCUCCACGGCACGUACGAGAUUGCCCACGGAUAUCAAACCGGGACGUGCAUGAACCGUUGGUACGACAAGCUUCAGAUUAUCGUGUGCGACAACGGCGUCGCUGGCGUCAACUUUGAGCACUCGGUGGUGGAUGGCCACACGGUGCUUCGUUUUGCGUCGGAUGUGUUUACAGACACCGUGAUUCGGUUUGCGCAGAGCAUCAGCGGCACGACGCAGUCUUUCUUGACGGGGGCGUACCGUCCGCCGUCGGCCGACUUGACCAUUUCGCCCGUGCGGUUGGAAUGGACCCUCAACGCGGAGUUGACGCAAGGCAUUCGCUUUGCCGAAGCUCGGCUGAGCGACUUGAUUGUUCAAAAUGAAACCCGCGUGUUGGAGUUCAAAACGUACGGCAAGUCGUUCAUCACCAAGCACAACUGCUCCCCCGACGCGUACGUGCAAAUCGCUUUCUUGGCGGCGUACUACCUCCAAUACGGCACGAUCGUCAACCAGUACGAGCCUGCCAUGACCAAACGAUUCCUCCACGGACGCACGGAAGCGAUUCGAUCGAUGACAGCCGAGACCAAGAAAUUCCUCGAACUGUUUGUCGAUGCCAGCGCCAACUUGCUCGAAAAGACGGCAGCGCUGCGCGCGGCAGUGCAAGCGCACUCGGCCAUGGUCAAGCGCUGCAUGAAUGGACAAGGCGUCGAGCGGCACUUGUAUGCGCUUCAGCAACUACACCACAUCGUGUCGCCGGGCGAGCCCGAGCCUGCGUUCUUUCGGGAUGACGCAUGGCUCAAGCUCGGUCGCAGCAUCAUCUCGACGAGCAACUGCGGGAACCCGUCGCUGCGCCUCUUUGGGUUUGGCCCGGUUGUCCCUGAAGGGUUUGGCAUCGGCUACAUCAUCAAGGACGACGGCAUCCAGUUUUGCGUCGCAUCCAAGCACCGCCAGACGCAGCGCUACUGCGACACGUUGGAAUCGUACUUGGUUCAAAUGCAAAACCUGCUGACCAAGGAAGAGCACGUCAUGUUUCCCAACUUAGCCAAGUCAACUCGAUGUCAUGCUGGUCUCGGUCGCCAGCGAUCGGGGUCGAUCGAAGACACGGGAUAUGGAUUCUUCGACGGCGGAGCCACCGACCAGCGCAAAGUGAACAAGACUCCGUUGGUCGGGCGCAAGUUGUAAGCCAAACAAAACUCGAGCGUUGUAAUGCACGAGCAACCGUGUUGCAUGUGGUGCCUCGCCCGCAUUGCCGCAACAGUUUGUCGUGGCGCUUGUAGACGAGUGUGUGGAUGAGCUUCCCACUCUUUCGUGGCUCUCGGGCAAUGGCGAACAAAAGCGACGGUGGUGUUAUUACGUAGACGACUCGCCCCCGA